AUGUCAAAUUUAGUAACAAAUCUAAACCUUCCUGUGGGACUGACAAUCAUUGUGAGGAUAGACAGCUGCACCAGCCUUGAAACUGAAUUGUGGGAGGUGUACAAAGGACUAACAAUCAUUCUCCAAAAAGGCUUCAACAACGUGAUUGUGGGAACCGAUGCUCAGGAAGUAGUCAAGCUGCUUGAAGAAGGCCUUGGAGACAAACACCCUUACAAAGGUCUAACGGAAGAUGCAAUGAUCAUAUUCAAUGGCUGCCAAUGCACUGCUCAACUUGUCUAUCGUGAAGGAAACUUAUGCAUGGAUGCUCUAGCCAAAUUGGGAGCUGCACAACUUGAAGACAUCUUAGUUGUUAAUGACCCCCCAGCUGAGAUUCGUAAGCGGCUAGUGGCUGAGAUGUUGGGGAUGCGUAGAGAGAGAACUUAG
Molecule: messenger RNA, 423 nt
Organism: Camellia sinensis
Lineage: Eukaryota; Viridiplantae; Streptophyta; Magnoliopsida; Ericales; Theaceae
Source: RefSeq, a predicted model, not a curated record